ACUGUUUGAUUUGCCAAACCUUGAUUGGUCUUCCUGGCAAACCUGAAGUAUGUCUGUUGCCAGGUCACCCGGCUUGGAUGAAGACAGUUUUGUCGAGUCAGUCGAAGAUAAGCAAGAACCACUGGACGAUAAGCCUUCCAGGCACAUAAAACGCCGCGCCAAUGUCUAUGAUGCGGUAGCUGGUCGUGUCAACCCCCGCGGUGUCCACGCAAACCAUCACAUUGCUUCUCAAUACCGCGACACAACCUCCUCAAGCGCUCGAACUUUGCGCCCAGAGGAGCUUCUUUAUCGCAAACAGAACAUUACAGCGGAAUCGAUUGAUGAGAAAACCUAUUUCGCGCAUGAGAAUCUUCCCUCUGAUCAAGCUCUCCCGAACUCCGAGCUCCUUGAGACGAUACAUGCCUAUGCGGCCGACUAUUACGAAUACGCUACGGCAGACAACGGCAAAGAUGACCAUCAAACCAUGGAUGAGACAGCAUUGCUUGCAAUGGGGAUCCUGAUCGAAGAGAUGGCCAAGGAGGAACUGGGUGAAACCGGGGAUCUGGCCCUGGUUGAAGGACAAGAGUUGUCGGAGGAAGAGGACGAUAAGACGGGCCUCGAGAGCGACACCACAACCAAAUCAGCAGCACGAGCAGCACGAAGGAAACGAGCAAACAGCAUUGUCCGUCAGAGAUCAAAACGACGCAAAUUGGCUCGUUCUGUUUCUGUUACAACUGAUUUGGACACCGAGAUUGACGAAAGACGAUGA
Penicillium samsonianum is the source of this 748-nucleotide messenger RNA. RefSeq lists its product as uncharacterized. The transcript has 2 exons. Gene Ontology annotation, cellular component: RNA polymerase I upstream activating factor complex. Bases 50 to 748 code for a protein of 232 amino acids. Gene Ontology annotation, molecular function: RNA polymerase I cis-regulatory region sequence-specific DNA binding. The record is from RefSeq and is a predicted model, not a curated record. Lineage: Eukaryota; Fungi; Ascomycota; Eurotiomycetes; Eurotiales; Aspergillaceae. Gene Ontology annotation, biological process: nucleolar large rRNA transcription by RNA polymerase I.